CUAUGAGAAAAACGACCACUUUUUCGCUUUUUUUUAUGCAUUUACACGCGUUUUGGGCUGAAAAUGCGUGUAAACGCACCAUAAGGGCGAAAAAUGGGCGUUUUUCGCUCACAGUCAGGAACCCCGAUUGUCAUCCAAACACGCCCACUUUUUCUAGAUUUUUCGUCUUUUUUUGUGCGCUUAAACGUGUUUUCGAAAAAGUUUGUCUGCUUGGGUGAACACCAGACAACGCAUUUCCUAUUUUUCUUAGUCUUCCACGUCGUUUCUGAAAAUUUUGUAAUUUUGCUGGGUCUGUUACAAUAUGAUAACCAAGAUGCAUCAUUAAGCCGAUAGCAUGCUUACAUACAUAUGUUACAAACAUAUAGACGUAUGUCACAAGCGAUAUCUGUCAGGAUAACUUAUGUUCAUCUCUAAUUCUACUAUUAAAUUUUCUCGCACACAAAUCGGGCACAUAUCUAUCUCCGGGCACAAAAGUGUAAAAAGAUUUUUUUGUAUCCGGACUGGGCACAAAAAUCUUAAACGAGCACAAAUAUGUCUUAAUUCUGGGCAUAAAAAAAUCUUCGUUCAUUAUUCUUUAGCUGAGCAUGAUCUAUGAUAUGGGUCCGAAGUUCUUGCUUCUAAUCAAAUAAUGCUGAUUGUUUAUCGGUUCAGAUUAUUUUAUCAUUGAAAGUAUUAUCAUAACGAAUCAAAUUAGGAUUAUCAUGAUGCUUUUUGAAAACUUUAUGAUGCAAUGAUCUGUCUACUUUGAAAUUUUCACGUUAUUCAGUGAUAACCUUGUAUAAAUCAAAUCCUCAUGCCUACUGGGAAUUCUAAGUGGUGUGAUCAUUCAGUUUUCCUUAUAAGCUCAACUAUAUUUAGAAUUAACUGAACAAUUUGUGGAAUCUUUAAAUAAUGUGUGUAUACCGUUUGGCAUGAAAUUAGAAUAUCCAGAAAUGAUUCAGUUACAAAACGAUCGUCCUGAAACAUAUAUGGGAGUGUUAAAAAAUAAAGUACAGAGAAAUACCGAUUUAGCCGUUUGUAUGUUACCAAAUAAUCGAAAAGACCGAUAUGAUGCGUUGAAAAAAUAUUUGUGUUUGGAUGUACCCGUUCCAUCACAAAUGGUGUUAUCCAAAACAGUUGCCAAACGUGGUCAACUAAUGUCUGUGGCCACUAAAAUUGGUAUUCAAAUCAACGCAAAACUGGGUGGUGAAAUAUGGUCGGUAACGAUUCCGUCUAAAACAAUGAUAAUCAUUGGUUUGGAUACAUAUAAAGAUUCGAAACAACGAAACUCACGCGUAUCAGCAUUUGUCGCAUCAACAAAUCCAACAUGUACAAGAUUUUAUUCAAGAAUUAUUUAUGAAAAUACACCUGAACAAUUAUUUAAUGGAAUUGUUGAAUGUAUGCAUGUUACAAAUCAAAAUUGGUUCGAUUUUUAUUUAAUUUCUCAAUGUGCUCGACAGGGUACAGUUGCACCAACACAUUACAAUGUUGUUUGGAAUAGUACAAAUCUUAAAGCCGAACAUUUUCAACGUUUAACAUUUAAAUUAUGUCACUUGUAUUAUAAUUGGCCAGGUACAAUUCGUAUUCCUGCUGUUUGUCAAUAUGCAUUCAAACUGGCAUUUUUGGUAUCGCAAUCAUUACACGAAGAUUUCGAUUAUUCUUUAGCAGAUAAAUUAUUUUAUUUAUAA
Molecule: messenger RNA, 1667 nt
Organism: Didymodactylos carnosus
Lineage: Eukaryota; Metazoa; Rotifera; Eurotatoria; Philodinida; Philodinidae
Source: the annotation of a GenBank genome assembly